Messenger RNA from Pelmatolapia mariae (spotted tilapia), 867 nucleotides. RefSeq lists its product as uncharacterized. The record is from RefSeq and is a predicted model, not a curated record. The transcript has 5 exons. Lineage: Eukaryota; Metazoa; Chordata; Actinopteri; Cichliformes; Cichlidae. The coding region runs from base 36 to 809 and encodes 257 amino acids.
AGAUCACACAGGAACUAUUCAGACACUGUGUCAGGAUGAAGGUGAACAUCUUCUGCUGCCUGUUAGCCUGCACUCUGGGCUCUAACGUCACUGCAGGUUUAACCCAUGAAGCAUUUAAGGAGGGGACGCAGGUCACUGUGCACUGUCCUCACUCUGUGGAGGGUAAAGUGAGGUGGAGCAGAGAGAGUGGAGGAAGCAGAGCUGACAUACUUAGAGCUGAUGGAGACGGAGAGAUAAAACACAUCAAUGAUCCACAGAAACGAUACGAUUCACAGGCUGACGGGUCUCUGAUCAUCCUCAGAGCUGCUCUCUCAGACUCUGGCAGAUACUUCUGUAACCAUGAAGCAGCUGUGGAGCUGACAGUGAUCCCAUCAGGAACUAAAAUAGUGAGUGUUGCAGAGAGGAGCAGCAUCACUCUGAACUGUUCUCAUGAUGUUGGAGGAUCAGCUGUUCCCACAUGGAGACGAGACUCUGGAGAAAUAAAUGAAGGAAGGAUUUCUGUUUCCACUCAGGACAAAACAUUAAGUAUAAGAGAAGCUGAGCCUGCUGACUCUGGACUGUACUACUGUGAUGGAAAACCAGCUGUUUAUCUGAACGUGACCGAAGGACAGAGAUCUGACAGAGCCAACCAUCAUCUGUUUGUUUUGGGGAUCCGAGUACUUGUUGUGUUCGUCUGCAGCCUUGUUCUCGUCAUCAUUUACUUUAUUUGGAGACACAAGUCUAAAACACGAGGGGAUGACAAACAGCUCCACGUCUAUGAUGAGACACCAGCUGCAGCAGAACUUCAUCUUAUAAAUGGUGAGACGUGAGAGUGAAGCAGCUGUGACUGAUCUAAAGCUGAGCCCCACACUUUCAUCUUUGCUUCUG